This is a messenger RNA of Micropterus dolomieu (smallmouth bass), 2474 nucleotides long. RefSeq names its product translational activator of cytochrome c oxidase 1 (gene taco1). Lineage: Eukaryota; Metazoa; Chordata; Actinopteri; Centrarchiformes; Centrarchidae. Gene Ontology annotation, cellular component: mitochondrion. The record is from RefSeq and is a predicted model, not a curated record.
AGGUUCAACCAACUCUGAGUUGACUUACCCUGAGAUGGGAAACUCUGAGUUUCCGGUUACAGAACAGCUGAAAUGAGUUAGUUCAAUCAACUCUAAGUUGACUGACUCUUAGUUAAGCGAGUGCACCACAACUAUAAAAAGCCCUUAUCAAUGGAGCGCAGAUAUAAUGAGUCACCAUGGCAACAACGUCAGACAAAAAGAGGUCUGCGUAUUUCUCCCCAGCAGAACUGGAUGUGCUUAUGCAAGCAUAUGCAGAAUUUGAAGACGUAUUUUUUUUAAAAAAGCAACACGGCUGCAGCGUCGGAGGACAGAGAGUUAGCUUGGGAGAAAAUAGCUGCUCGAGUCAAUGCGUGCAAUCCUGCAGGCAUUAAAAGAACGUGGCAGCAGCUGAAAAUUAAAUAUAAAAACAUAAUUCAAUCAGCCAACAGAAAGAAGGCAGAGGCUCGCAAAAUGGGGGGAGGACCUGCACCACCUCUAACAAAUAAAGAGGAGAUGGCCCUGAGCCUGAAUGCAGGAAGACCAAUGCCUGAGGGAAUUGCAGGAGGGACUUCAUCAGAGCCAGUCACUCCAGAAUAUUUAAGUGCCUUCAUAAAAUAUUCGGAUGGUAAUAUAUCUCUUGGAGCCUCCUGUCCCAACAUAACCCCAGGCAGUUAGUGUGGAAGAACAGCAGGAGGAAGGCCCGUCAACUUCUGGUGCACAGAUGAACACAUUGCCAGUUAAGGAGUUAUAUAGACUUCUUCUUAUUAAAAAGAUAGAAAAAAACAGCAAAGAACUUGUAUACUUGGACCACCAGAUCCAAAAGGCAGAUCUGGAAAUCAAGAUUCUGAAACAAAAGCUAGAGAAGGUGCAAUGAUCGGAAUAUGUGUGCCAUCAAUGCAUCCAACCCCAUUUGGAAAUCCUAAAGGGAAUUCUGAUUAUUAGGUUACUUCCAGGGGUCGCAGCAAGAUAUUCUUAACUGAAUGUCAUUUUUGGUUUACAUCGUACUCUGCCAGCAGAUAAUUCACGUCAUCGCAACCGGAAGUACCGGUUUCACAACGAGGACAGCGGCAGCUGCUUGUUCACCUGACUUGUCCAACUGUCAGGAGCUUUCUAACAGUAGGGCAUGCCGGGGACGGCGGUGCUGAGGGCUCUCCGGACCCUGUGCCCCCGAACACUCGCGUCGACCUCAGGCAGGUUCCCGGCCCCGGUGCAGUCCGUCCUGUCUCCGGCUCCAUGUGUGUUGUACCCGCCGUGCAGGAACUCUCCCAUCAGGACGCUGCAGCUGUGCUCUGCCUUAUGUGCAGGACACAACAAGUGGUCAAAGGUGAAACACAUUAAGGGCCCUAAAGAUGAGGCCAGGGGCAGGAUGUUUAUGAAGUUUGGUAUGAUGAUAAGGAUAGCUGUGAAAGAGGGUGGAUCCAACCCAGACAUGAAUUUAAACUUAGCCCACAUACUGGAGCAGUGCAGAGCCAAGAACAUGCCCAAAGCGUCCAUAGAGGCUGCAAUCAAGAUGCUUGCAAUCAAGACUGCGGAAAAGGCUAAACCAGCGUCCCAGCACAUGUUUGAAGCACGGGGGCCCGGUGGAUGUCUGCUGCUCAUCGAGAUCCUGACUGACAACACCUCACGCAGCCACCAGGAAAUCAAACGGCUGCUUAUCAAAAAUGGAGGGAUGCUGUCAGAUGGAGCCCGCCACAACUUCAACAGGAGGGGUAUGGUGCAGGUGCCGGGCCACAAUAUCUCAACGGAGCGAGCUCUGGAGCUGGCUAUUGAGGCGGGAGCCGAAGACGUCCAGGAGAUGGAGGAUGAAGAGGAGCAGCCCCUCCUGCAGUUUAUUUGUGACAUGACGGAGCUGAAAAAAGUUCGGGCCUCGUUGGAGGAGCUGGGAAUGCAGGUUAUAUCUGCUGGGUUGGAGUUUAUUCCCCGCACCGUCUCAUCUCUGGACCAGGACCAGCUGGAUGCUGCUUCAGUGCUAAUAGAAGCCCUCAAUGACUGUGUAGACGUAGUGCGAGUGUGGGACAACAUUCAUCCUGUCAGCUGAAUACACUUCAUGGACACUUGGUGGAUACUGGAUAUCUUACACAUGGAAUAUUUGAUUUCUAAGAGAAAGGAUUUGCCAACAGAUACCCAGUACUGCUUGUAAAAAAAAUACCUCUUGCCGCUUGUCAUUAUCAGUAUGAAAAUGAGUGUCUCGGCUAUUUUGAUGCUUUCUGUGUGGUAAAAAAAUUUAAUGAAUAGAAAUAAAAUUGUUAAGAUGUAGGAAGUAAAAUAACUUCCGCAUCUGCAUUUCUAUGUUGGCACAUGCAGAUGAACUUUAAACAUUGGUGAUAAUAGGUCUUUUUUUCAUAGACUAAUCAUUUAUAAGAUCAUGAAGAAAUUAAAAUGUUCUAUCAAAGUGAAAUUUCACUUGUACUUGUUGAGGAAGGAAGCAAAGUUUAUACAUGGAUCAAUUUAAAAAUCCCCUCAAGACAUAUAAAGUGUUUUGCUUAAAAUAGUAA